Molecule: messenger RNA, 1829 nt
Organism: Oxyura jamaicensis (ruddy duck)
Lineage: Eukaryota; Metazoa; Chordata; Aves; Anseriformes; Anatidae
Gene: TFPI2
Product: tissue factor pathway inhibitor 2
Exons: 5
Coding region: 96-815 (239 amino acids)
Biological process (GO): negative regulation of peptidase activity
Cellular component (GO): extracellular region
Molecular function (GO): serine-type endopeptidase inhibitor activity
Source: RefSeq, a predicted model, not a curated record
CGACCGCUCGCGGGACCCCGCCGCCCUGUGUCUGUCUGUCCGUCCGUCCGUCUGUCUCUCUCUGUCUGUCCCUCUCCGCCGCCCGCUGUCGUGACAUGGCCGCCGGCCGCCGCCUCCCGCUGCCCGCGCUGCUGCUGCCGCUGGCCUGCGCCGCCCUGGCGCCUCGCAGCCUCACAGAGAAGCAGCGAGCCUGCCUGCUGCCCCCCGACGACGGCCCCUGCCGCGCCCUGGUGCCGCGCUGGUACUACGACAGGUACACGCAGAGCUGCCAGGAGUUCACCUACGGGGGCUGCCACGGAAACGCCAACAACUUCCUCACCCUCGACGACUGCGAGAAGAGCUGCUGGACCAUCAAGAAAGUGCCCAAAUUAUGCCGGAUGGAGGCUGACGGAGGACCUUGCAGAGGUCAUAUAAAAAGAUACGCCUUUAACUUGAGCUCAAUGAGGUGUGAGGAGUUCAUCUAUGGUGGCUGUUACGGGAACGGCAACAACUUCAGAGAUUUGCAGUCAUGUGUGGACCACUGCCUGCCAGAGAAAACUGGUCCUUUGCUAUGCUAUAGCCCGAAGGAUGAAGGAUUGUGUUCUUCUUCUGUGCCUCGCUAUUACUAUGACACCAAGAGUAAAUCAUGUAAGGAGUUCAAAUACACUGGCUGUGGUGGAAAUGCCAAUAACUUUGUUACUGAAACAGAUUGCUACAAUGUCUGUGGGAAAGCAGGGAGUCAGAAACCAGCCAUGAAAAAGCCAACAGAUGUAUUCCGCAGAAAGAUGAUGCGAAAACUGAUUAAAAAGCCUCAGAUGCGUAACCUGAAGUCUUAAACCUAAAUGUACACUUGAAUGUUUGAAACACUUUCUUGACUCCACUUUCCUCUUUUGUAACAUAGUUUCCACACAGUUUUAUACUUUGACAUGUAGUUCUGUCUUUCAGAACUGCAUUUUUUUCCAACUUACUUUUUAUAAAGGACUGCAUUUAAUAGAAGCAGAAUGAACCUAGGUUUGGUUCUUCUACUCUGUUGUAUUCACAGUAAUACUUUGGUAAAGCCACGUAUUUAGAUUUCCAUGUUUUUAUGGGGGAGUGUUACUGCUGCCUUGGGAGAAUAUUUCAGCAGUUACAAAUUAAUUAAGAUUUGAAAAAAUCGAUUGUCUCUUAGUAUAACUAAGGAGAAUGCAAAGGUAAAUCUCUGAUGUGGAUUUUUUUCUUUUGCAUAUUCUGCUUUCUAAAGAAAAGGAAUUUUUCACAAGAGUGAAAGUAGGCUUGUAGCCCUGCCAUUUUACAUACUUUGACACUAUAAUUUCAGUAGACUACCCUUUACAGUCACUUUGGUAGUCAAAGCUUUCAGAAGCUUUCAUAAUAGUAGAAGUAUAAACUUUAAGUCUGGUUCAUCCCAUGAAAGAAAAUUGGGAAUAGGGAUACUUGGACAAGUAUUCUGACAAAGGCAAUGAAUAAGCUACUUGGUCAUUAAAAUGAAAAUGUAUCCAUUGCUUUUUCGUGACAUUUGAAAUUCCAACUAUGUUGUGCUCCAGAUCCUCUUAGGGAAUAAAUCAGCAUAUUUCUAUUGAUUUUUUAUGGGGCUACACUGAUUAUGUUAUGAGGGUCUUAUUAUUUGUGUUCAUGUGGCGGCUAUUAAAACAGAAAAACAGAAGCUUCUGCAAAUCUCAUGCAAUCCCUAUUUUGAGGCACUGUUGCAUUUAUUUUGUUAGGUUAUGCCUGUGGUGGUAUUAUCGCACCUUCUUGUAUGUUUUAUAUUUGAGCCAUGUCUGAAUUUUGAUUAAUUUCACCUACAGUGUUUUCUAAUAUAAAUCCAUAAAUAUUGUUAAUAAAAUCUUUUUUUU